CUUGGGGAUCUCCUCCCUCCUGCUCGUCCCCACCCUCACUUCUCCCUUGGAUCUCUUAUCUCCUGCUAUGCCAUUUUCUUUUCUUCUGUUUUUUUUUGGUUCUAAUCGAAGAGUUUCUGUCCGUGGCUUCUUUAUCACAGCGAGAGAGAAAGAGGUAUUGGGUUCCCAUUAAUUUCGACGGAAGUCAUUAGAGAUGAUACUAUUGCAGUCACCAUCGAGAUUUCUCCUUCAAACGUUAACGAAUCGAGUUCAAAAUCUAGAGAAGGGUGUAGAACUGGAUUGCCACUCGGUUGAAUUUGACGAUGUUCGAUAUCACAUCCAGGUGUCUAUGAGGUAUCCUCAAUUUUUGCUGCUAUCCAUGUCUCUACCUACCCCUCCUCCAGAAACUAUUUUCUUUGGUGGGCUUCCUCUUGGAGCCAUAGAAGCUAUAAAAGCAGCAUAUGGUGUGCUCGUGCAGAUUCUUGACCCUCCCAGAGAUGGAUUUAAUUUGACAAUGAAAUUCAAUUUGUCAAAGCUUCCACCAGAUGAAGAGCAACACCAUGCUAUUCUGGUGAAGAUUGCAUCUGUGAGAGAAGUGGUACUUGGGGCUCCAUUAAGAUUGAUUCUAAAGCAUCUUGCUUCAAAGGCAGUUGCUCCAAAUGUAGAUCGACUUGUUGCUAUUGUUCAUAGGCCAAUGGAGUCAUUCUUCCUUGUCCCCCAGGCAGAAAAAGUGACUGUAGUUUUUCCUAUGAGAUUCAAGGACUCCAUAGAUACUGUACUGGCAACUUCGUUCUUGCAGGAAUUUGUGGAGGCAAGGCGCACUGCCGGACUCAACAAUGCCCCUCCUUGUUUAUGGUCUCCUUCUCCUCCUCUAGAACUGAAGGGAGCUCCUGCCCAAGCAUUAUCUGUAAAUGCAGGAUUUGUUACUUUUGUUAUAUUCCCACGCCAUGUGGAAGGCAAAAAGCUGGACAGAACUGUUUGGAGUUUGUCGACAUUUCAUGCAUAUGUUAGUUACCAUGUGAAAUGCUCAGAAUGUUUCAUGCACACCCGGAUGAGACGUCGUGUGGAGUCCCUGAUACUGGCCCUGGAUCGUGCAAAGCCAGAUGUUGAGAAGUCAAGGAAAGCCGCUCAUAGCAGAUCCUUCAAGAGACUGAGCCUCAAAGGAAACUCAAGCUAAUUCAAAUUCUUGAAGAUCUGCCAGUGGUCAAGCAGUAAAAGACAUGCAGAAAUUACUUAAUGAAACCCAAAAGAAUUCUGAGUUUUCUUACAGGUUACAGUGAAGGCCGCGGGCGUGCGCACACACUGUUUAAUAGGCUGAGCCCACUUUUGUAUGAUACAGUGUAUUUCAGUCCUGUUGCAACUCUGUAGAAUAUUACGCUUGCAUGUGCUGGAUGAUUGUGGAAAAUCAGAGUUGCUAGAACUGGGUAGAUUGCCUUCUGGACCCUAACUUAUUGUGUGAAUUGGUACUGCAUGAUGAAAAAAGGAUCGGAUUCCAGUCAA
Molecule: messenger RNA, 1479 nt
Organism: Macadamia integrifolia
Lineage: Eukaryota; Viridiplantae; Streptophyta; Magnoliopsida; Proteales; Proteaceae
Product: actin-related protein 2/3 complex subunit 2A
Exons: 10
Coding region: 194-1156 (320 amino acids)
Biological process (GO): Arp2/3 complex-mediated actin nucleation; actin filament polymerization
Cellular component (GO): actin cytoskeleton; Arp2/3 protein complex
Molecular function (GO): actin filament binding; structural constituent of cytoskeleton
Source: RefSeq, a predicted model, not a curated record